UUAAGUCACCGCUUCUAGGGGCUGUGUUCCAAGCCUCGUUUUAAAAGCUCGGGAAAGUCAGUACUUCGUUACACCGGGACUUUCAGUGAAGGACUGGCAUGAAACAUACUGUUAAUUCUGGUACAGCAUCCAGUUCUAGAAUUAUGAAACUUUGGACAAUCGGAUUUUAAAUGUUAAAGCAUUGAGUCUCACUUCAGUUUGAGUUUUGUAUCUUAUUCCAACCAGAAAUAAAUACAUUAAUUUGAUGGUUCUUGCCAUUCCCAUAAAAAAUUAUUAUACUUUCCUAUCUUCAGAAGAACGCAAUACUUUUUUAAAAUUAAGUCUAUAAAGGAAUCUUUCAAUUGCUCACAAUUUUUUUUUCUGCCAUGUCUUUGUGGUUUGGUAAACAACUCAUUAAGCCAACAGUUAUCUUCUUAAGGACGGAGUUAUCUUUUGCCCUUGUGAAUCGGAAACCAGUGGUACCAGGUCAUGUGCUAGUUUGUCCUAUAAGGCCUCUGCAACGUUUUAAAGAUCUGAUGCCUGAAGAAAUAAGUGACCUCUUUAUCACAGUACAGAGAGUAUCCAGCAUAGUAGAGAAACACUUUGUUGGCACUUCUCUAACCAUCUCAAUCCAGGAUGGUCCAGAGGCAGGACAAACUGUUCCUCAUGUUCAUGUGCACAUUUUACCCAGGAGAACAGGGGAUUUCGAAAAAAAUGACACAGUGUAUGAAGUUUUGCAUAACAAUGACAAAGAAGAACUGUCAGCUUCAGAGAAGUGGAGAUCUGAGGAAGAGAUGAAAGCAGAGGCUGAUGAACUCAGAAAGUAUUUCUAAUACUGAAAUGUCUACUGCUGCAAAUUUUUCAUUUCACCUUUUAUUGCACAUAUUCACAAUGUUAUUAAACUGACAUUAUAAACUACUGUAUACUUGGUAUAUCAAUGCUAUUACCCUUUAGUGACUAACCCUGUUUUGGGCCUUAGUGACCAGCAUUAUUUAUUUAUUUAUUUAUUUAUUUUUUCAUUUUUCCAUCUUCUCAUUCCAGAGCUAUAACGGUUUUAUUUUUCCGCCAACUUAACUUUGAGGUUUUUGUUUUUUGCAGGACAAGUUGUAGUUUUCAAUGGCAGUGUUUUGGAUGCACAGAACUUGCUGACUAACUUUUAUUAACUCUUUGUGGGGGGGAUGGAAAAUCAUCAACAUUACCACUAGUUUUUACAUCUCCACAUCCCAAGAAUCUUAACUUUUUUUUAUUUUAUUUCUCUGUCAUCUCCAUGACAGCACACCUGAUAUUGUCCCCACCCUGUUUGGACAGGAAACAACGGACAAGCAGACAGGUCAGGGUUUCCUACCCCUGAUAAAAGGAAGGAAGAUUCAUAUGAGGAUUCACAGGGUUCCUGGUGAAAGGGGUGGCUCUUCCUCCUCUGUUUAUAUUAUUCCUUACUUACUUACUCUGUUUAUCUGUGCCCAGGCUUUGCUUGCACUGUAAGACCUGGCCAAAGUUCCCUUCAGCGGUGGCCCUAGGGAGGCAUGAGAGAGGUGGUGAGAGGUAGCAUGGGACCGUAGCAAUGUUAAGAGGCACCUCCCUACCGGUCGCCUGGUGAUGA
Molecule: messenger RNA, 1579 nt
Organism: Bufo bufo (common toad)
Lineage: Eukaryota; Metazoa; Chordata; Amphibia; Anura; Bufonidae
Gene: FHIT
Product: fragile histidine triad diadenosine triphosphatase
Biological process (GO): intrinsic apoptotic signaling pathway by p53 class mediator; purine nucleotide metabolic process; diadenosine triphosphate catabolic process
Cellular component (GO): cytoplasm; plasma membrane; nucleus
Molecular function (GO): bis(5'-adenosyl)-triphosphatase activity; ubiquitin protein ligase binding
Source: RefSeq, a predicted model, not a curated record